AUGGCAGACAUGACGGAUCGCGACGAGGCCACAGUGCUCCCGGCGCGGGGACCACGACGGUCGCGCCUUCCUGGAUUCCUGCGCGUGCCUAUCCUGGUGGUGCUGAGCCUGGGCAUCAACACGCUGCUGUGGCAGACGGCGGCCAACUUCCUCCCGCCCGAGCUCGGUUACGUCAGCAAGGUCCCCCGCGACGACGACGUGUACAGCGUGUACAGCCCGGUCGCGCGCCUCGCCACCAGGGUGCUGACCCUCUACGCCACCUGGGCGGUCGGCUAUGACUUCUACGAUGUCUCGAUGCUGACCCUGCUGACCAACACGCCCUACGCGUACCUCCUCGCGACCUACUACCAGAUCUCCACCCUCACCGUCGCCGCGCACAUGAACAUCGAGGUCCUCUCCAUCGCCAUCCCCACGUACCUCCUGCGCCCCAAGUCUCCGGCUCACCGCGCCGGCGUGCCCCUGCGCAACCGCUUCCUGAUCAACAGCGUGCAGGUCCAGCUCUCCAACGCCCUCCUCGCCGUCUGCGUCUACGUCGUCGUCAUCUGGGGCGGGCUGAAGACUGGCUGGAUGAACUACUUCCUCAUCACCUUCUUCGACAUCCCCACGCUCGAGGCCGCGCAUCUCGAGACGCCCGUCAGCAUCGCAGCCAAGAUCUUCACCGCAGGCUUCGCCGCCAGGGGCUUCCUCCUCAACCCCUCCAUCGCCGCCCAGGUCCACUCUGGCCAGGCGACGCCCGUGGCCAACUUCGACGCGAGCACGGCUGAUCUGCACGCCACCCUGAAGCACAACUUCUGGUACUUUGGACGCCGUACCCGCACUCUGAUCCAGCAGACGUGGAUCCUGAGCUUCUUCCUGGUCGCCAACACCGUGCAGCGCUGCAUGACGCUCAACGGCGCCGAGUUCAACGGCGCUGCGGGCUACGCUGGUAUCUGGGCCGUUGCCAACGUCAUCAUCGCCGCGUGGUAUGCGUGGGUCGGCGACACCAGCACGGACUACAUUGUCAACUAG
Molecule: messenger RNA, 1008 nt
Organism: Ascochyta rabiei
Lineage: Eukaryota; Fungi; Ascomycota; Dothideomycetes; Pleosporales; Didymellaceae
Exons: 2
Coding region: 1-1008 (335 amino acids)
Source: RefSeq, a predicted model, not a curated record